GCCCAACAAACGCAAGGCAGUCCACACCACCCGAAUCCCCUCCACUCCCCCGCGGUCACCGGCGGCGCCGGCGGCGAGCUCUCGCCGACGCCGAUGACCACCGCGCGGUUCGUCUCCCCCUCCCUCUCGCGCGUGUCCCCCUCGCCGGCCGGCCGAGUCUCCGGGUCGUCGUGGUUGUCCAGGGCUGGGGUCGCCCUCCCCGCUCGGCCGCACGGUCUCUCGCUCCACCUGAGGCCGCCUGCUAUGGCCUCCGCCGCCGCCGCCGGGAACGGCUCUCCUUCCGCGCCGGAGGACUCCACAGCGUUGUCCAGGAUAGGAGAAGUCAAGAGGGUGACCAAGGAGACGAAUGUGCAUGUGAAGAUCAACCUGGAUGGCACUGGUGUUGCCGAUUGCAGCACAGGGAUACCUUUCUUGGAUCACAUGCUCGAUCAACUGGCAUCUCAUGGGCUCUUUGACGUAUGUGUUAAGGCAAAGGGUGACACUCACAUCGAUGACCAUCACUCAAACGAAGACAUCGCUUUGGCAAUUGGAACGGCACUACUUGAAGCACUUGGAGAUCGAAAAGGAAUUAAUCGGUUUGGGCAUUUUACAGCACCACUUGAUGAGGCAGCGGUUGAGGUUAUACUGGAUCUAUCUGGUCGUCCUCAUUUGAGUUGCGGCUUAAGUAUUCCGACUGAGAGAGUUGGCACAUACGAUACUCAGCUAGUUGAGCACUUUUUCCAAUCUCUUGUGAAUACAUCUGGGAUGACACUUCACAUCCGUCAGCUUGCUGGAAAAAACUCACACCAUAUUAUUGAGGCAACUUUCAAAGCAUUUGCUAGAGCCCUUCGACAAGCAACAGAAUAUGACUUGCGCCGACGCGGCACUGUCCCCAGCUCAAAAGGUGUGUUGUCAAGGUCAUAGUGUUGCAGGUUUGGAAAACAAGGGGUGCAUGCUACUGUUCCUUGUAGAUUGCAAUAUUCAAAGGAAACAAAUGGAAUGGCCUCUACAGCUCCUCGAGUCCUACUUACCCUGGGAAUCUCCGUUGGUUGCGAUAACAGAACAUGAAGCCAUUGCUAACUAGAUCACCAAAAAAGGAACAAAUUUAGCACUGUUCUCAUGAUCUAUUCUUCUGUAACAUUUAGCAUUCGAAAUAAACAUGUCCGGCCGUUAUUGCAAUUUUGGAUGCUAGAUGUCUUGAGUUGUCAUCUGUGUUGUCCAUCAAACGGCGUGUCUAGCAGCUCAGUUUCACUCUGUAUGAGUUCAGAGUUGGUCAUGUUGCUGAACCUCUGUAUUUUCAAGGGAAUAAAUAAGUUUUGCACCUACGUUUC
Oryza sativa Japonica Group (Japanese rice) is the source of this 1310-nucleotide messenger RNA. NCBI's taxonomy places the organism in Eukaryota, Viridiplantae, Streptophyta, Magnoliopsida, Poales, Poaceae. The record is from RefSeq and is a predicted model, not a curated record.